AUGUCUGAGUCAACCAACCAACAAGAAACUGCUUUGAGGGAGAUCGUAGAAGAUACUACCAACGCCAACGAACCAACUGCUAUUGAUAAGACCACUCUUCCGAAUGAGACUUCACAUGAGAGAGAAACAACCACAACGGAGAAUGCCUCUUCAGAGAUUGAGAAUAUCGAACCACAGGUUGCUACUCACAAUUCAGACCUAGAUAAGAGUAUUCCUACAGAUACCAAUAUUAUUUCAGACGUAUCCCAGGCACCGCACGUAUGUCCUGAUAACGAAAACACCGUUCAAACAAGUGAAGAUCUCCAACAAUCCAAUGUGGAAAAACAAAAAAUGGAAUUUCAUAAUGGGUUGGAACAGCUGAAAGAAAUGGCCACUGAAACAGAAAUUGAAAAAUUUGAUGACAUACAGAGGGAAAUUUCAGAUCCGAUUGACGAUGAAUCAUUAAAAAGCACACAAAAACCAGAGUCCUUAGAAACUGAAAAAGUAGAAGCAGACGCCAGUCACAAAGGUCUAGCUGAUGAAGCAGAACAAUUGUCUGACGAAGAAAUCAACGUUGAUGAUAUUUCUAGCGAUGACAAUAGUGAAAGCUCAAGUUCAGAAGAAAGUCUGGGUGAUAGUUCUUCAGAUGAAUCGAGUGAUGAGAAUGAGACUUCUAAUAUUGAUUAUAACGAUGUUGAGGAUGAAGACGAGGAUUCAAAUGAAGGACCUGUCAAAUCCGUCCACGAAAUAAUUGAUGAAAAGGCACCUUCUUUACCCGAUAACUAUGAAAUAUCGCCUAAUACACCUAUUGAGGAAAUUGGUGAAAUUACAGGAUUGGUCGAAAAUACUAUGAUAAUCAAGGCAAGAACGUCUGGAGAGUUUAGAAUUCUACAAGAAAAAUCAAUAUUUUGUUUUGAGGAUAGAACUGUGAUAGGCCCCUUGUUUGAAAUAUUUGGUAGGGUACAACAACCAGUUUACAGUGUCAAAUUCAACUCGGAAGAACAGUUUCUGAAAUUCAAGGAAAGCAAAGGAAAAACUGUGUAUUAUGUUGUACCUGACUCACAGUUCUUGUACACCGAUUCAAUUAAGCACAUAAAAGGAACUGAUGCAAGUAAUUGUCAUGAUGAAGAGCUCCCAGAGGAGGAACAGGAAUAUUCAGACGAUGAAAAAGAACUGGCAGCAAAACUGGCCAAAAAGAAAAAGAAAAAUAAAAAGACUAAAGACAAACAGACACACACUUCGGGGCCAUCAUUACCAAACAAAAGACAGAAAGUUUCGGCAUAUUCUCCUAUAACAACUUACUCUCAGAACGCUGUCCAUAAUAGAGGAAGACAAAUCCUGCCUCAACACAAUACUAUUUACAGCAAUUAUGGUCAACAACAACCACCUCAACAACAACAACAACAAUCGCCUCCAGUUGCUCAGUAUGGACAGCCUUAUUAUCCACAAACAGAUUCUUACAAUAGCUUGAUGGGUCAAACUCCACAGUAUCCACAGCCAACUUUUGGCCAAAGCCAACAUUUCUAUCAAAAUGCAUACAACCAACCAGUGCAACCCCAAUAUGAGCCAGCAUACCAACCACCUCAACAAUACAACCAGUAUCAACAACAACCCCAAGAACAACAACAACAACAACAGUUCAACCCUAAUAUGCCAAAUGCACAAACGCAACAACAGGUUGACCCUGCACAAUUAGAGCACUUACAAAGAUUACUUUUACAGCAUCUACAAAACAAUCAGAAUCAAUACCAACAUCCACCUCAAUAA
Messenger RNA from Candida albicans SC5314, 1746 nucleotides. RefSeq names its product RNA-binding snoRNP assembly protein. The record is from RefSeq and is a predicted model, not a curated record. Gene Ontology annotation, cellular component: sno(s)RNA-containing ribonucleoprotein complex. Gene Ontology annotation, biological process: pseudouridine synthesis; box H/ACA snoRNP assembly; ribosome biogenesis. Lineage: Eukaryota; Fungi; Ascomycota; Pichiomycetes; Serinales; Debaryomycetaceae. Bases 1 to 1746 code for a protein of 581 amino acids. Gene Ontology annotation, molecular function: RNA binding. The transcript has a single exon.